Salvelinus fontinalis (brook trout) is the source of this 6147-nucleotide messenger RNA. RefSeq names its product zinc finger protein 436-like. Gene Ontology annotation, molecular function: RNA polymerase II cis-regulatory region sequence-specific DNA binding; DNA-binding transcription factor activity, RNA polymerase II-specific. The transcript is spliced from 4 exons. Gene Ontology annotation, cellular component: nucleus. Gene Ontology annotation, biological process: regulation of transcription by RNA polymerase II; central nervous system development. The coding region runs from base 294 to 1967 and encodes 557 amino acids. NCBI's taxonomy places the organism in Eukaryota, Metazoa, Chordata, Actinopteri, Salmoniformes, Salmonidae. The record is from RefSeq and is a predicted model, not a curated record.
CUUGUGUGACGUAUAAUUUACUGAACGGGACGCUUCUUCAGGAACAACAACACGGCUACUCUUUCAACCGCCUCGGUAGCUUGCUAGCCAACAUAAAACUGAAAGAUUGAAGCGUUACACCGUGUUAAUGUACAUUAGCUAAUCUCAGUGUUUUAAACACAUUUCUGUUGACUUAUCAACUGAUGACCCUUAACCUAAUUUGCUUGUUCAAUUUGCAAACUUGUUUAAGAUUGAUACUGAGCCUAGCACUAGGCUAGUCGCUAAUGCUAACUAACUAGCUAACAUCCCCGACCAUGAGCUCACUAAACUACUCCUCCCCUGCUAAAGAAGAGGGGGUCUGCUGUAUGGAGAAAGAAGCUCUGGGACUGAACAAUGUCGUGGAAGAUGAGGCUGUUACAGUGAAAGAAGAGGAGGCUGUUACAGUGAAAGAAGAGGAGGCUGUUACAGUGAAAGAAGAGGAGGCUGUAACAGUGAAAGAAGAGGAGGCUGGUAUAGUGAAAGAAGAGGAGGCUGUUACAGUGAAAGAAGAGGAGGCUGUUAUGGUGAAAGAAGAGGAGGCUGUUAUGGUGAAAGAAGAGGAGGCUGUUACAGUGGAAGAAGAGGAGGCUGUUACAGUGAAAGAAGAGGAGGCUGUUACAGUGAAAGAAGAGGAGGCUGUUACAGUGAAAGAAGAGGAGGCUGUUACAGUGAAAGAAGAGGAGGCUGUUAUAGUGAAAGAAGAGGAAGAAACUUUUAGAGAGGAAGAGGAUGCUAUCUCAAUAAAGGUGAAGCAGGAAGACGUUUUGGGAGUGAAAGAGGAGGAGACAGAAUAUCAGAUUACUACCAGAGAGAGACAUGACUAUCUUGGAUACUCUGGGGAGCCUCAACAACAUCCUGAUGCUGACGAGGCAGAGAAGAGUCUCUCCAGAUCAGAACACCAGAUGGACAACGCUAGCCCUUCCUCCCUCCUGGAGUCCCCGUUACGUGCCUCUCCCGGUAGCACCUUACUGCUGGGUAUAAAGAGGUUGUCUGUGCAGCUGGUGGACUGCAGGAAAACAACGGGGCUGAGUGGAACUGUGAGACAAGGAGGAGAGAAGAAAGGAUCAGAUUUGACACAUCAAAGAGAAAGACCAGACUCGGAGGAACCAGAGCCAGGGACGUCCAAACCAACAAGAAGACACCAGUGUUCCCACUGUGGCAAGUGUUUUAACCUGUUAGGGGAUCUGAAAAAACAUGAGAAAAUACACACAGGUGAGAAGCCUUACCACUGCUCCCAGUGUGGAAAGGGUUUCAGCCAGCCGGGGAAUCUGAAACUGCACGAGAGAAUACACACAGGGGAGAAGCCUUACCACUGCUCCCAUUGUGGAAAGAGUUUUAAUGAUUUAGGUAACCUGAAAACUCAUGAGAGAAUACACACAGGGGAGAAGCCUUACCACUGCUCCCAUUGUGGAAAGAGUUUUAAUGAUUUAGGUAACCUGAAAACUCAUGAGAGAAUACACACAGGGGAGAAGCCUUACCACUGCUCCCAGUGUGGAAAGUGUUUCAACCAGUCAGGGGAGCUGAAAAGACACGAGAGAAUGCACACAGGGGAGAAGCCUUACCACUGCUCCCAGUGUGGAAAGUGUUUCAACCAGUCAGGGGAGCUGAAACGACAUGAGAGAAUACACACAGGGGAGAAGCCUUACCACUGCUCCCAGUGUGGGAAGUGUUUCCACCGGUCAGAGGGGCUGAAAAGACAUGACAGAAUACACACAGGGGAGAAGCCUUACCAAUGCUCCCAAUGUGGAAAGAGUUUUAACCAUAAAGGAAACCUGAACCAACACGAGAGAAUACACACAGGGGAGAAGCCUUACCACUGCUCCCAGUGUGGAAAUAGUUUUAACCAGAAAAGCAACCUGAACCACCACAAGAAAAUACACAGAGGGGAGAAGCCUUACCACUCCUCCCAGUGUGGAAAGCGUUUUAACCAUUUCGGGGGGCUGAGAUAAUGAGAUAAUACAUACAGGAGAGAGAAAUUACUUCUCUUAGCGUGUAUAUUGAAAUUUCACAUCUGACUGAUAAUGUGUUUACCUGUUUUUGCCUUAUGAAAUUGCUUCUUCCAAUUAUUGAUAAACCUGUACCUGUUAAAAUACUGACUGUUAGAGCUGUUAAGGCUCCAUGGAUUGAUGAUGAAUUGAACAUCUGUAUGGUUGAAGGAGAUGGGGCAAAAGGAGUGACUAAUAAGUCUGGCUGGCUUACAUACUGCAAAUGGAGAAAUGAUGUGACCAAACUCAACAAAAUAAUAAACUUUAUUAUGAAUCCAAGAUCAAUGAUAUAAAGAAUGAUGGAAACAAACUUGUAAAAAAACAGAAUGAAAGAAAAGCAGUGCAAGUAUUGAAUGUUGUAAAGUUAGUGUGGGAGAGGUGGAAAAAUUGUUAUCGAUCAAUAAUGACAAACCUCCUGGCAUUGACAACUGAGAUGGAAAGCUACUGAGGAUGGUAGCUGACUCUAUAGCCACUCCUAUCUAUCAUAUUUUUAAUAUGAGCCUAGAGGAAAGUCUUUGUCCUCAGGCCUGGAGGGAAGCCAAAGUAAUUCCACUACCCAAGAGUGGUAAAGCGGCCUUUACUGGUUCUAACAGCAGACCUAUGAUCUUGUUGCCUGCUCUUACAUUUACAUUACAUUUAAGUCAUUUAGCAGACGCUCUUAUCCAGAGCGACUUACAAAUUGGUGCAUUCACCUUAUGAUAUCCAGUGGAACAACCACUUUACAAUAGUGCAUCUAACUCUUUUAAGGGGGAGGGGGGGUUAGAAGGAUUACUUUAUCCUAUCCUAGGUAUUCCUUAAAGAGGUGGAGUUUCAGGUGUCUCCGGAAGGUGGUGAUUGACUCCGCUGACCUGGCGUCGUGAGGGAGUUUGUUCCACCAUUGGGGUGCCAGAGCAGCGAACAGUUUUGACUGGGCUGAGCGGGAACUGUACUUCCUCAGAGGUAGGGAGGCGAGCGGGCCAGAGGUGGAUGAACGCAGUGCCCUUGUUUGGGUGUAGGGCCUGAUCAGAGCCUGAAGGUACGGAGGUGCCGUUCCCCUCACAGCUCCGUAGGCAAGCACCAUGGUCUUGUAGCGGAUGCGAGCUUCAACUGGAAGCCAGUGGAGAGAGCGGAGGAGCGGGGUGACGUGAGAGAACUUGGGAAGGUUGAACACCAGACGGGCUGCGGCGUUCUGGAUGAGUUGUAGGGGUUUAAUGGCACAGGCAGGGAGCCCAGCCAACAGCGAGUUGCAGUAAUCCAGACGGGAGAUGACAAGUGCCUGGAUUAGGACCUGCGCCGCUUCCUGUGUGAGGCAGGGUCGUACUCUGCGAAUGUUGUAGAGCAUGAACCUACAGGAACGGGUCACCGCCUUGAUGUUAGUUGAGAACGACAGGGUGUUGUCCAGGAUCACGCCAAGGUUCUUAGCACUCUGGGAGGAGGACACAAUGGAGUUGUCAACCGUGAUGGCGAGAUCAUGGAACGGGCAGUCCUUCCCCGGGAGGAAGAGCAGCUCCAUCUUGCCGAGGUUCAGCUUGAGGUGGUGAUCCGUCAUCCACACUGAUAUGUCUGCCAGACAUGCAGAGAUGCGAUUCGCCACCUGAUUAUCAGAGGGGGGAAAGGAGAAGAUUAAUUGUGUGUCGUCUGCAUAGCAAUGAUAGGAGAGACCAUGUGAGGAUAUGACAGAGCCAAGUGACUUGGUGUAUAGCGAGAAUAGGAGAGGGCCUAGAACAGAGCCCUGGGGGACACCAGUGGUGAGAGCACGUGGUGCGGAGACAGAUUCUCGCCACGCCACCUGGUAGGAGCGACCUGUCAGGUAGGACGCAAUCCAAGCGUGGGCCGCGCCGGAGAUGCCCAGCUCGGAGAGGGUGGAGAGGAGGAUCUGAUGGUUCACAGUAUCAAAGGCAGCCGAUAGGUCUAGAAGGAUGAGAGCAGAGGAGAGAGAGUUAGCUUUAGCAGUGCGGAGCGCCUCCGUGACACAGAGAAGAGCAGUCUCAGUUGAAUGACUAGUCUUGAAACCUGACUGAUUUGGAUCAAGAAGGUCAUUCUGAGAGAGAUAGCAGGAGAGCUGGCCAAGGACGGCACGUUCAAGAGUUUUGGAGAGAAAAAAAAGAAGGGAUACUGGUCUGUAGUUGUUGACAUCGGAGGGAUCGAGUGUAGGUUUUUUCAGAAGGGGUGCAACUCUCGCUCUCUUGAAGACGGAAGGGACGUAGCCAGCGGUCAAGGAUGAGUUGAUGAGCGAGGUGAGGUAAGGGAGAAGGUCUCCGGAAAUGGUCUGGAGAAGAGAGGGGAUAGGGUCAAGCGGGCAGGUUGUUGGGCGGCCGGCCGUCACAAGACGCGAGAUUUCAUCUGGAGAGAGAGGGAAGAAAGAGGUCAAAGCACAGGGUAGGGCAGUGUGAGCAGAACCAGCGGUGUCGUUUGACUUAGCAAACGAGGAUCGGAUGUCGUCGACCUUCUUUUCAAAAUGGUUGACGAAGUCAUCCGCAGAGAGGGAGGAGGAUUCAGGAGGGAGGAGAAGGUGGCAAAGAGCUUCCUAGGGUUAGAGGCAGAUGCUUGGAAUUUAGAGUGGUAGAAAGUGGCUUUAGCAGCAGAGACAGAAGAGGAGAAUGUAGAGAGGAGGGAGUGAAAGGAUGCCAGGUCCGCAGGGAGGCGAGUUUUCCUCCAUUUCCGCUCGGCUGCCCGGAGCCCUGUUCUCUUAGUAAACUGUUGGAAAAAAUUGUGUUUGACCAAAUACAAUGCUAUUUCUCUGUAAACAAAUUAACAACAGACUUUCAGCAUGCUUAUAGAGAAGGACACUCAACAUGUACUGACUGACACAAAUGACUGAUGAUUGGUUGAGAGAAAUUGAUAAUAACAAGAUUGUGGGAGCUGUACUGUUAGAUUUCAGUGCAGCCUUUGAUAUUAUUGACCAUAACCUGUUGUUGAAAAAACGUAUAUGCUGUGGCUUUUCAACCUCUGCCUCUAUCUAGUAGAACUCUGAGGUUUUUAAUGGAAGCUUCUCUAAUGUCAAACAUGUAAAGUGUGGUGUACUGCAGGGCAGCUCUCUAGGCCCUCUACUCUUUUCUAUUUUUACCAAAGACCUGCCACUGGCAUUAAACAAAGCAUGUGUGUCCAUGUAUGCUGAUGAUUCAACCAUAUAAGCAUCAGCAACCACAGCUAAUGAAGUCUCUGAAACCCUUAACAAAGAGUUGCAGUCUGUUUUGGAAUGGGUGGCCAGUAAUAAACUGGUCCUGAACAUCUCUAAAACUAAGAGCAUUGUAUUUGGUACAAAUAAUUCCUUAAGUUCUAGACCUCAGCUGAAUCUGGUAAUGAAUUGUGUGACUGUUGAACAAGUUGAGGAGACUAAAUUACUUGGCAUUACCUUAGAUUGUAAACUGUCAUGGUCAAAACAUAUAGAUUCAAUGGUUGUGAAGAUGGGGAGAGUUCUAGCCAUAAUAAAGACUCUUCCCCUCAUUGCUAUCAUGUCAGACUGGAAGAGAGACUGGAACAUAGUAUCAACAGGAACUCUUAGUUCCCUUUAUCCAUCUGUUAACUAAAAUAUAAUUUCAACACGCAGACAUCUGACUUUGUACAGUUGAACUUUUCAUGCACUUGCAAGGUGUCAACCACGGAUUCUUAAUCUCAAGCUAAAGCAACACAUGAAUCAUUGUACUUUUGUCAUCACAGGUGUUCCUAUAAUGUACAGAUAUCAUCCAAGGUCUUACAAGUCAAUUUACACACAGCUCUGACACACACACUUAUCCCACCAGACAUGCCACCGGGGGUCUUUUCACAGUCCCCAAGUUUCCAGAACAAAUUCAAGAAAGCGUACAGUAUUAUAUAGGACCCUUAUUGCAUGGAACUUCCUUCCAUCUCAUAUUGCUCAAAUAAACAGCAAACCUGGUUUCAAAAAACAGAUCAAGCAACACCUCACGGCACAACCCCUCUCCCCAAUUUGACCUAGAUAGUUUGUGUGUAUGCAUUGAUAUGUAGGCUACGUGUGCCUUUUACAAAAUGUAUGUAGUUCUGUCCUUGAGCUGUUCUUGUCUAUUGAUGUGCUGUAUUAUGUGUCAUGUUUUGUGUGGACCCCAGGAAGAGUAGCUGCUGCUUUUGCAACAGCUAAUGGGGAUCCUAAUAAAAUACCAAACUCUGUUAUUCUCUCUGAGCUCAGAAAUAAAGAAUCUUGGUUUGA